Molecule: messenger RNA, 2184 nt
Organism: Botrytis byssoidea
Lineage: Eukaryota; Fungi; Ascomycota; Leotiomycetes; Helotiales; Sclerotiniaceae
Exons: 2
Coding region: 1-1467 (488 amino acids)
Source: RefSeq, a predicted model, not a curated record
AUGGAUCCUCAAGGGAUUCAUCAUCGGAGCACUGAGUGUGAGCUCGAUCAUGAAUGCGAUCAGGAAAUUCUAGAAGUGAUUCGAAAGGUCUACCAGCGAUUGAACAAGACUGGGGGUAGAAGAUAUAAGCUUGGUUAUAAAUCUGAUCAGGUGGUCCAGCAGACAGAUCAAAAGCAGAACAAUAGGAGUGAGUCGGUUCAUACUAGUAAGGAAGUGAUUCAGCAGGCAAAUCAAGAGCAGGACAAUAAGAGCGAAUCAGCCCAUACUAAUCAGGAAGUGAUAGAACAAACAAAUCAAAAACAGAACAAUAGAAGCGAGUCAGCUCAUACUGGUCGAAAGGUGAUAGAGCAAAUAAAUCAAGAGCAGAACAAUAGGAGCGAGUCGGCCCAUACUGGUCAGGAGGUGAUAGAGCAGACAAAUCAAGAGCAGGACAAUACAAGUGAGUCGGUUCAUGCUGGUCAGGAGGUGAUAGAGCAGACAAAUCAAGAGCAGGACAAUACGAGGAAGUCGGUUCAUUCACUCGAUAUAAUUGGGUCUCGGGAGAACAGUGGGAACGAAGGCAGUCAUGAAUCAAUUGUGAUGAAAAUUCAGGCGAUGAGUACGACUAGGCACUAUCGCGGGUACACUUUGCCUUCGAACUUUAGAGCGCUUGAUUUUGACUUUCGACAUCACAAAUGGAUAUGGAAUUUUCUUCAAGGGCGUAUAGUUACUGCCAUUGUUGCUGCCAUUGAUGACGCCGCAAUUAUUAUCGAUUUGCCCAUCGAGGAGCUUUUUCUUUCUCGCACAAGCACUCGCAUUCCCAAAAAGGCUGGCAUAAUUGAUACAUGGAGCAUGGACACUCGAGAAGUAGCCGGUGGUCCUUGCUUCUUCGCUCUUCAUGGUUCGAGGCCUGUGAAUGGUACAGCUACGUUUGUCUGCAUGGCGGGUCCAGAGUUUGAUGAACGUCUUGCUCGCUCGUCACAAUCCAUAGAAUAUAUGCAAGGAGAAAUCUCCAAGGUCGAGGCUCUCAUGAAUUUCGAUAUUGAUUUUUUCAUUGUUUCCGAAAGUUCACUGAGGCUCCUAAACUUUACUGAAACCCGGGACAAGAUACGAAGGCUCUGCCUGGUAGUACGCAAAGACAGCAAUAUCCUCAAAGACAGUAGCAACCGUUUAUCGCCGUUGACUAUGCGGCGCCUGAAUCGACUGGCAGCCCUAGAUCUUUUGAUGGUCUUCGUGACAAACUCCGAACAUGCUCGGCGUCCCACCUCUGAGGGAGAACUUGUACGCUACGCUCGAGGAAUUCAAAGUUAUGUAGAAAGAGAAAGCAACAUGCUUCAACGUGUCCACCCAGUUCAGGAGUUCUUUAGGAUAUUGAACUGUUUGGUAAUAGUAGUAGCGCUAACAAUUGCUUCCUUCUUGGUUUCGCUUUUUGAAUCAUUCAGUUUAACCUCCCUCUCCAAUCGUGAUGGACAGCACGAAAAGAAUUGAUACUAUUUUGAAUGGUAACAUUAUCUAAAAGCAGACCCAUCCCUUGUACCUGACUACAGCACAGUACCUUGCCUUCAUCUAGACCAGCGAUUAUUAGUAUAGCCACCCAAUACAUAUCAGCGAAUAGAACUCAUAAUACUCCUUUUCAUAUCCUAUUCCAAGUUUAAGAUACACUUUCCAAGUCCGCAUCUCAAAAUCUAGAAUUAAAUAGCCUUUGCAUUGAAUCUCCCACUGACAAGACAUACUCACAUUGAGAUGAUAUCUCGUAAAAAGCACCCUACUAACACCUAGGCAUAGUGCGAGAUAAGCUUCCUCAUAUACCGGGAUACAUAAGGUGACACCCGACGAUGAGUGCGUUCCCCACGCGAAACAAAUUUCCCAUCAAAACUUAAAUGUCGGUGUCCCCGCACGAAAGAAAUAUAUAUCGUAUUGCCAAACCACGAAAUUUUACACUGAAUGGCAAGCAGGGGGGUCUAUGCCCUUUCCAACCAACACAGGGCCAUAGCACACAGUAACAGGGCACUGAAACGAUGUUAACCCCCGCGCGCGGUGCCUGAACUCAUGUAACCAUUUAGAUCCUUUCUGCUCACCAAGGCUUCUGCAGAUUCGAAAGUAAUUGAGAACCUACGAUCUGAACUUUUCAGAUCAAAUCCAGUUAUGUUAAUAUAUAAAUACAUAUCUACUCUCUGCAAGUACUUAUUCUUCCCCAUCAUUAGA